Mercenaria mercenaria is the source of this 2411-nucleotide messenger RNA. RefSeq lists its product as uncharacterized. The record is from RefSeq and is a predicted model, not a curated record. The transcript has 30 exons. NCBI's taxonomy places the organism in Eukaryota, Metazoa, Mollusca, Bivalvia, Venerida, Veneridae. Bases 133 to 2361 code for a protein of 742 amino acids.
AAUCUGCACGUUUCAUGAAUGUAACAAACAAUUUUAGACUAAAGUCUUAUCUCUUUACUUAAAAUGUCACAGACAUCUUAUCGUUCUGUCUAAAAGGUUUCUAAAAGUUAGAUCUAGCUUAUUUCUCCCGUCAUGAAUGUUGAAGUAGUGGUAUUUGUUCUGUUGACACAGCUCAUUGGAGUAGCAUGGGGCGGGUAUGAUUACAGUCACUGUACAAACUAUGCAGAAUAUAACACCCUUGCUAACCUGAUGAAGAACGACACAUGUAUGCAAGCGGAUUCAGUAUUCAAACAGCUUACGGCAAUUAACAUACAGGAUGGUGGGCAUGGUGGAUGCAGGAUUCAUUUAAUAAAUCUCCUAGCAGAUCACGUUGGAAGGCAUGCCUCCACGCCAGUUAAUUGUCAUUGUCAAGGAUGGAACAGACUACAAGAGUACCACACAGGACCUGUUGAUGGGAUAACAAAUUUAAAGGACCACUGUCUGGCCUAUUCUGGCGAGUACAGAGACAUGUACAAUCAGUUUUUUAAGUCCCAGUAUUCGAAUAACCACUAUAUGGCUUGCAGAACACAUCACUCAGUAUGGUCUGCGCUUAGAAGCAUUACUACGAGCCCAUAUGGACAUAGUUCUUGCCAAAAAGAUAUCAUAUUUCGUCUGAAGUACGCUUUUGAACACCUCACGGAUGACUGUAUAUGCAAAGAUAUCUACAGUCACUGUACAAACUAUGCUGAAUAUAACACUCUUGCCAACCUCAUGAAGAACGAUACAUGUAUGCAAGCAGAUUCAGUUUUCAAACUGCUGACGACAAUGACCUUGAAGGAAGGGUCGGGAGAAUGUAGGAUUCAUAUAAUAAAUCUUCUAGCAGACCACUUUGGAAGGCAUGCCUCUACGCCAAACAGUUGUCAUUGUCAAGGAGCGAACAAACUGCAGCAGUAUCACUUGGGAAGUGCAGAUGGGAUAACAACUUUAAAGGACAAUUGUUUGAUAAAUUCUGCAGAGUACAAAGACAUGUACAACCAGUAUUUUGUGUCACCGGAUUCUAAUAACCACCAUAUGGCUUGCAGAACACAUCAUUCAGUAUGGUCUGCGCUUAGAAGCAUUACUACAAACGGCAUUGGCAAUAAUUCUUGCCAAAAAGAUAUAAUAUUUCAUCUGAAGUAUGCUUUUGAACACUUUACGGAUCACUGUUUAUGCACAGAUGCACAUACGCAUGUCAAUGGUCACCAGGGGCAUGACAAUGAUAAAUGUCAUCAUUAUGACAGUUUCAAUAAGCUACAGCAGCUUGCAGAAACAGAUGGAUGUUUGAGUGCGAAUUCAGUGUGGCACUAUCUUGAUGAUCUUCAAGUCAAUGCUCCAGAAUGUCGGAGGAGAAUUCAAAAACACUUGAAUGACAAGUACGCGACGUCACAGGAUGCUUCCCAUUGUACUUGCAAUGAACGACGUAAUCUUAUCAACCACGAAAUACACCGAAUGGACAAUGGAAGCUUCUUUGACUGCAGAUACCGCACCAGCGGAACAUACAGUGACAUCGAAGCUGACCUGUUUUCCAACAUUCUUGCAAAAGGGUGCCAGAAUCAUGACUAUUUAUGGCCCAAACUGGAAGGUGUGCACAACCACUGCUCAUGGCAUAACAGGCACAACUAUUGUGGAGAAUGGAUAGACUGUACGCGGGACUUGAUUGUCAGGGCAGCGAUUCAGUAUCCAACAGAUGAUUCUGACAGUUGUGUUUGUUCCAAAAUUACUUCUUCAACUUUGCCAGCAACAUUAACAUCUUCUACGAAAGCUCCUACGUCAGCGAUGACCUCGCCUUCAUCCACACCCACAACUGCAACGAAAGCUCCCACGUCAGCGGCGACCACGCCUACACCCACACCCACAACUCCUCCGCCUGCUUCUGCUACGUCAGUAAAAGUAACUCAGUCAUCAACAUCAGGCAUGUCACCACAGCGAACAACGCCGACAAUUAAGUUUGCUUGUAACAAACUUGCAGUUGUAGAGGACAUUGCAAGGUCCUUAAAGGCGACACAUCCAGAUUCCAGCUAUUGCAAUCCAAGCGCUGGCGGAUCUGAUGACGCGUAUGUUCUGUCUACAUGCAAUCUGGCGUCACCGAUGACGUGGAAAAAAGGAGCCAACGUGAUGGCGGACUGUGAGUCGAGUACACAGUUGAUACCUACAUACACACCAAUAUCAACAUUCGACGGUGACAGUUACACUCCUCUUGGCGCUCAGUCUGGCAUAUUCUUGGGCUGUGAUAACAACGGUAUCAAGAUUGCGAUCCAGAAAUGUAAUGGGCUUCCUGAAAUCGUACAUAUUGGGAAUGGUGCAUUCAUAGAUAACUCCAGGAACUACUACGUUGUUGUUUAAGUUUAUUUCGAAUAAAAUUGCAAUUACAAGUUAUUUCAGCAAAGACACAA